Messenger RNA from Cladocopium goreaui, 2207 nucleotides. NCBI's taxonomy places the organism in Eukaryota, Dinophyceae, Suessiales, Symbiodiniaceae. The record is from the annotation of a GenBank genome assembly.
CCGAUUUCCUCCCAGUGUAGAGCCUUGGGAUGGCUCUCACCAUGGCCGUGGAUGCGACCUGUGACGAUGUCGAGACUAUCAGCACCUGCAGCGGUGGCAGCGCAGAUGACCAGGCACAGGAUCCAUGGCCGGACACCGACGAUGAGUGCUGCUACCCCAAGAGUUACUACCGCCCUCCACGCGACUGUAAGGAGACGGACUGCCUGGCUGAGUUCCUGACAGGGAAAGCGAAAAACACAUCGGAGAUGCGACUCAACCUUCAGGAGACCCUCAAGUUUAGUAACUGGUUACUGAGUCGGUUACAGAAAGAAAAGGAGAAGAACGCCCGUCGCCCACUUCCAGAGUUGCCAAAUGAGGUGGCGACGAUGCUGAAAAGGAGGGAAGGAGGAAAGGAGGGAAGGAGGGAAGGAGGGAAGGAAGGAAGGAGGGAAGGAGGGAAGGAAGGAAGGAAGGAGGGAAGGAGGAAAGGAGGGAAGGAGGAAAGGAGGGAAGGAGGGAAGGAGGGAAGGAGGAAAGGAGAAAAGGAGGGAAGGAAGGAAGGAAGGCAGGCAGGCAGACAGGCAGGCAGGCAGGAAGGAAGGAAGGAAGGAAGAAAGGAAAUAAGGAGGGAAGGAGGGAACGAGGAAAGGAGGGAAGGACGAAAGGAAGGAAGGAAGAAAGGAGGGAAGGAGGAAAGGAGGGAAGGAGGAAAGGAGGGAAGGAGGAAAGGAGGGAAGGAGGAAAGGAGGGAAGGAGGGAAGGAGGGAAGGAGGGAAGGAGGGAAGGAUGCAAGGGGGGAACGAAGGGAAGGAAGGAAGGAAAGAAAGAAGGAAGGAGCUUGGACGACCCGUUGUGAGGUUGUGGAAACAGCCGAGCCCCUGCCGGCAGCCUUGGGGAAGGUUGGAGUGAACAGCGCUGAACUGACAGGAUCCAGCAACAUCCAGCAGGUCCACUCUGUGAGGUUUUGCAUCGACUGGGGAGCGCUGUUGACUCUAUCCGAAAGCUUGCUUCGCAUUGGAUCAAACAAGCUUCAAAAGGUGACAAACUCCAUGGCCAGAGGUGGGAAAACAGAUUUGGGGUGUCAAGCCGCCUUGUUUCUCUGCUUCGAGGAAUUUCGGACCUUCGAUGCUCCAGCAAGCGAGCCACCUUUGGCGUUGUUUGCAAUGCGCCGGGUUCACCUAGUGACGGGUGGGUCCAUGAAAUCAAACGGCACGAAGAAGAACAAGUUCAAGUCGAAGAACUUGCUGACAGGACAUAUCUUGAAUAUCAACACUCUCCCUCCCAGACCACUGCAGAUUUUUUUUCCAAGAGAUGUCCUCUUUCUCAUGCGGACAGGCACCAAUAUGCAAGCUUACAGUAGGCAGGCUGGUUGUGACCAAGGUGGAAAUGCCUUGCCGCUGAGCAGUUUCAAAGUGUCAGAGCAACACAAGCCUCGGGAGGCUCGCGCCUGCAGAACCUGUUCCGUGGAGGAGAUCUUGCCGGAGAGAGGCAGUAGCAAAGAAGUGAUCCGUGGGGCGUCUGAUGUUUUCAGUUUUCCAUCGAGCGGGCGAUGUCAUGCGCGCUUUGGUGCUGCUGCUUCUUUGGCCCUCUGGCGCCUGGUGAUUUCCAGGCUUUGUGAUCGAUUGCCAGCAGAGGUGCUGCCAAAGCUCUUGAAGUUCCUGGACGUCCCGGCGACGGCGGCGCGAGGCUUCAACAGGUUUCUCCAGGCGCUCAAAGCCACGCUGGCGGCAUCCUGGUCAUUCCAAUUCGCCUGGCUCACCAGUGACCAGGCCAAGCUCCACGGGGUCAACGUCUCAUUGAUGGACAGAGUGGUCCGGAAGCACCGACAAGAACGGCGUAAGGCACACUCCGAAGUGCAGGCAUUUUUGAAGACCAAUGGAUUCAACAGCGGAAAGGUGAACGAGCUCAAAGGCUUCCUUAGCAAGACAUCUCCGCUUCAUGAAGCGGUGAAGCAGAAGAAUCCUUCGGUGGUGGCUGCCUUGCUACAACUUGGUGCCGAUGCUGAUUUCAGAGACUUCCCGAUGGGCCGCACUGCAUUUGAAUACGCUGAGCGAAGCGAUUCAAGGAGUUCAGCCGAGCUAACACAGAUCUUUCGACAGUGUGGAUGUGCGCCUGAUUCAUAUCAGUUCUGCAAAACCCGGCAGUUGACGCAUGCUCCAUGGGGCUUUGAAGCCUUCUUUGCGGAGAAAGAGAAGGACCAGAACUCUUCACCGCUUUUGGGGUUCUAG